GGAAAGACGUGGCACCACAUCGAGCUAUCUUCCAAGAAACAAGGAGCUGCUGAGAGUUCCGUUCCGAUAUUAUCGAUCUGUCAGUGAGACGCACGUAAAAGAAAAGCUAACGGCGAUGUGAUCGAGGAUGCGUUUGCCUUGAGCAGUCCAGUGAACCCAUAUGAGUGAAGUGCCCCCAUCCAAAGACAUGGCAGAGGAAGGCGUUUCCCAACAGCACAUAGCAGAUCUCAAGGACGACAAAACGCACCCUACGAGUUCAGGUGACUCUGCAGCAUGUGAUGAGCACAAACCACCUGAUCUUCCCGUGAAUGUGAAUCAGCAAAGCUCAAAUGUUUCAGAUUCUUCGUCAUCAUCUUUAAUUGGCGAAGCUGAAAGUAACAAUGGUGAAGGUGUGGAGCAGGCAGUUGGAAGAGGAGCUUGUGCUGAAAAGAAGAUGGCGCCUCCUACAGAAAAAUCAUCAGGAGAAGACGACAGCAGGGAGAAAAGCAGCCCUCCUGAAUCUGAUGAAGAAAGUCAUGGAGAUCACAAAAGAAAUAAGGAACCACCCUCAAAGGCUGAUGCAAUCCCCGAAGAAGACCAUGAUAAGGAGGAGAAGAAAGCAAGAGCCACAGGCACAUUAUCAGCUGAUGACAGACAGGAGGACCAGCCUGAUGGAACGAAAACUGCGACUGAUGAAGAAUCUUCAGCCACAAACCAAACCAGCGCUGAUGCUGGAGAGGGAGAGGAUGCAGAGACCACUUCAGCAUCAGAGGAAGUUAAGGAGACAUCGGACAGCACAGCCUCACCAGAGCCGGCUUUGCUGCAGAACGAGUCACUGAGGGAAGAGUUAGAUGAUCAGGAAAAGGAUGUUGAAACCAUUGGCCCCACUACUCAAGAAAUUCCUGAACCUAAAGUACAGGGAGGAAUCAGAAGAUACUUGGCAGCAGUCUGUAUCGUGGCAUUUGUAGCUAUCUUGGUGCAGCAUCUCCUCCUACCUGAGCCACAGCCUCAGAAAAAGGAUGUGCGCCAAAUAGACGUCUUCCUCAAGCAGAUGGAAAAAGUAAAGACUGGGUUUCCUAACCAGCGUGCUGAGCUGUGGACCAGGGCCAGGAUCCACCUGCAGAGGCAUCUCCUGACAGCUCAGCCCACAGAGCCGGUGAGCCUGAUCCUGACCGCCGGCCUCAGAGCUGAGAGGACGCUGCACUGCCUCGCUCAGGGUCUGGCCUCCGCCUUCUCUGCUGCCCUCAACGCCUCUGUCCUCCACAUCGAUGGAGCCAGCAAAGCCAGCGAGGACAGCGACCAGGUCAAGCUGGACAUUGACAGCAAGUUGCAGGGCGCUUUUGAAGGAGACAAACCCGUGGCGAUCAUUCACCGCUUCGAAGAGCUCCCUCCGGGCUCCACUCUUAUUUUUUAUCGCUACUGUGACCACGAAAAUGCGGCAUACAAAAAAACAUUUCUGAUCUUCACAGUGCUGCUGGGGGAAGAGGAGGAGAUUCCUGCCAAGAUUCGCUUGAGUGUGGUGGAGGAGAUGGUGGACGACCACCUCCAGAAAAAGUUUCUCACGCAUGGCCACCCUGUGUCCUUUGACAGGAUGGACCUCGACAAGUAUGGCGGACUGUGGAGCCGCAUUUCUCACCUCAUCCUCCCUGUGGCAGCAGAGGAAAGAAUAGAGCAUGAAGGCUGCUAGAGGACAUGAGCAGCCCUUCAUCUGAACUUUUAGUCCAAGCCACUGCAGAUCUGUGAGGCCUUUCACUGAGGGUCAUUAUGGGAUAAACCAGGUUUCUUACGUAUGCUAAAUUAAAGCUCAUUACAAAUGAAGACAUCAUGCAUAGAUAAGAGACAUUGUGAUGUAGGGUAAUUGUUUCUAUGAACAUUUAUCAAGAAAAAAACACUUCAGAAAAAGGCUGUGGCACUUUAUUCUUUGAGUCUUUUGAUCAAAUGUAGUUAGACUGCAAAAUGAAGUAAAUUGGGGGCUUAUUUGGAUUUUGUGAUACAAUUUUAAUGGUAACUGCUAAAUUUCACAAAAUGUUAUCUAAUGUAAGAUUUGAUUGUUCUGUGGAUGAUGAUCACUUAAGAGGUAGAAGGCAAAGCUGUUCUGUUGGUUUCACAGCACAGGGUUUAUUAUUUCCACAAUUAAUGUCUUCUGUGAAACCAUGGGCCUUAACUCAACAAACCAUGUCCUUUUUUUUCUACAUGCAUAUACAUGUUACACUAUGGGAUGACAAAUGACAAGUGCAUAUAUGAAAUGUGCCUUAAAAUGACAAUAAACUUGCUGUAUAAUUUGAAA
This is a messenger RNA of Acanthochromis polyacanthus (spiny chromis), 2266 nucleotides long. Its product is annotated as torsin-1A-interacting protein 2-like. The coding region runs from base 161 to 1666 and encodes 501 amino acids. Gene Ontology annotation, molecular function: ATPase activator activity. The transcript is spliced from 8 exons. Gene Ontology annotation, cellular component: membrane. Gene Ontology annotation, biological process: membrane organization. The record is from RefSeq and is a predicted model, not a curated record. NCBI's taxonomy places the organism in Eukaryota, Metazoa, Chordata, Actinopteri, Pomacentridae.